GAAAGAAGAAAAUGAAGAAGCUCAGAGUAGAGAAGAUGAAAAUGAGGCUCCGAGUGAUAAAAAUCCACCACGCGACCGGCUCAUCUCUCUCAGCAAAUCCGGCCGGCCUAUACAGGUUACAGAAGCCGAGAAAGCAAACGAUGGUUUAUUAUUAAUGGGAAAUAUGCGUCACUUGAAUCCAUAUCGUUCCCGUAGAAAUAAAGAUCAUGCCAGUGUGACCUUGCGUGAUCUGAAUAGGUGGUGGUCUAUAGAGGUCCAUACGUCGGAUGUUACCUGUAAACGGGGAAAGCUCGGGUGCAAGAUUCCUCGAAAAGCCAAGAGAUCACAACCUCCCAAAGAGCAGAUUUUAAUGGCUUCUCCAAAGUCUCACGACCCUAUAUCUAAUUUCGGCAUACUUAAUCACGCACCUCGGUUGAAAGAUGCACGAAGCAUUGUUGAUUAUCUUAUGUACCGUCAAUCGAAAGGUCGGUUCCUGAUACAGAUCCAACACAUGGUGUGUCUCGAAUGUCUUUCAUAA
This is a messenger RNA of Paraglomus occultum, 517 nucleotides long. NCBI's taxonomy places the organism in Eukaryota, Fungi, Glomeromycota, Glomeromycetes, Paraglomerales, Paraglomeraceae. The record is from the annotation of a GenBank genome assembly.